CAGUCACAGUCACACAGGGAAAGUGAGAGGAGCUGACUCGUGUGUUCAUAUGUGUUAAAGAAACCCACAGAGAGCAGAAACAGAGGAUCAGAACAGAUCAGUAUUAAUCUUUAGACUUAGUGAUGGAUCCUUAUAACAACCAGGGAGGGACCAGGAGGAACAACAACAACCCCCUCCAGGACGGAUCGUCAGGUGGACCUGGGACUAAUGAAGAAGGGACACCUGAGAAUCCCAACAGGAAUGUUCCUGAUGGUGGACAACCGACAGGCAGAGAGCCUCAGUACUCAGGUGGAUUCACCGUCAUCCCACCCAACCAGGCCCGGCGAACCCAGAUAACAUCGAUGGCUCAAAGAGAAGAGCAGGAACUUCAGAGAUGGAGAGAGGCCAACAGACCGGCCCCCUUGCAACUGAAUCCAGAGAGGCUAGGUGGCGGAGGAACGUUGGCUGCAGCCAGAGACAAGCAGCUUGCAGAGUUACGCCGCUCCAAACUGCAGAAGAAGCUGAAAAAGGAGGACUUGGACCGGAAGAAGAGACAAGAAGAGGAGGAUGAGUUACAGAAGAUGAAGGCUGUACAGAGGGAGAAGGCGGAGAAGCUGGCGGAGAAGGAGCGACAGGAGGAGCAGAGGAGAAGGGAUCUGCACAGGCAGGAUCACCUCAGGGGGACCGAGAAGUUUCUGCAGAGGUUUGAGAGGACAGCCCCGGGUCCUUUGGCAUCCAACAGUGCCACACACACGUCAUCCAGGAGUGAGGCCGUGGAGAGUCUGCAGGUGGAGCCGAGGAGUGUGAGAGAUGUGCAGGAAGAACACCUGAGGGUGAACGCAGCCUUCCUGGACGGACUGGAAGGUCGAGGCAGAGGGAGGGAGGAAGAGCGUCCCCGUUUCACCUCUGAGGAGUCAAACACUGCAGGGCCAGAGCUCGCCCCGACUCACCUGGACCUCGAUCCAGACUACAGCUGGAUGCAGGAAACCGACCAGGAUCCGGAGUAUGACUGGGCCCUGAUGAAACUCAUGAAGAGCUUCCCAGACUGCUGCAAAGCGUUCCUGGAGGACAUCCUCGACCAGUGCAACGGGGACUACGAUCAGGCGUCCGCUCUGCUCAUCUCCACGCUCAGUUGAUCUUCAGGCUUUGAUAGUUUUGAUGCUUCUGCAGAUAAAAACGCUAAACCAGCAUUCACAGCUACACAUGAUGCUUAACACACACAAGAACACCUCGUAAAGUCCGAACCUCCUCACACCUUUAGUCUACUUAGUCACAGAUUAUUACAUGUUGCAAAGAUCGGGGAUCCUGCAAGACCGCAACUUGAUUCACGUUGAGAUUUGAAGAGCUCAGAAACAGAAGCAGUGUUUGCUCUCAGCUUUCCUCCUGAGUGCUGAGGGUUUGAGUUUUCUGUUCAUCAGGAUGUUGUUUGAACAGGAGCUUUCCUUCCAACUCUUCUUUAAUUUAUUUCAGCUUCUCAAACAUUGAUUGAUGCUUUGUUGGUUGGCGUGGUAACAGCCGACAGUGACCGGUCAUUAAAGAUCAGCAUGUUCAGGAA
Molecule: messenger RNA, 1534 nt
Organism: Notolabrus celidotus (New Zealand spotty)
Lineage: Eukaryota; Metazoa; Chordata; Actinopteri; Labriformes; Labridae
Gene: epsti1
Product: epithelial stromal interaction 1
Exons: 10
Coding region: 123-1115 (330 amino acids)
Molecular function (GO): ubiquitin binding
Source: RefSeq, a predicted model, not a curated record